AUGCCCUCCGCCCGGCCGCCCCCGGCCCCCGCCGACGCCUCGCCCUGGCCCCCGGGGCCGCCGCCGCCGCUGCUGCUGCUGCUGCUCAGCCUGGCCGCGCUGCUCGCGGGGGCCUGGCUGCGGCGGCACCGGGCGCGGGGCAUCCCCCCGGGGCCCACGCCCUGGCCCGUGGUGGGCAACUUCGGCUUCGUGCUGCUGCCCCCGGCGGCGGGGGCGGGCGGGGAGCCCUCGGCCCGGGGCCCGCAGCUGCUCCUGGCCGACCUGGCUCGCGCGUACGGCGCGGUCUUCAGCUUCUUCAUCGGCCGCCACCUGGUGGUGGUCCUCAGCGACUUCCGCAGCGUGCGCGCGGCGCUGGUGCAGCAGGCCGAGAUCUUCAGCGACCGGCCGCGGGUGCCGCUCGUCUCCCUGGUAACCAAGGAGAAGGGGAUUGUAUUCGCACAUUAUGGUCCAGUCUGGAAACAACAGAGGAAGUUCUCUCAUUCAACUCUUCGACAUUUUGGCCUUGGAAAGCUUAGUUUGGAGCCCAAGAUUAUUGAGGAGUUUAAAUAUGUAAAAGAGGAAAUGCAGAAGCAUGGAGAAGACCCCUUCAACCCUUUCCCCAUCGUCAACAAUGCCGUCUCUAACAUCAUUUGCUCCCUGUGCUUUGGCCAGCGAUUUGAUUACACCAAUAGUGAGUUUAAGAAAAUGCUUCGUCUUAUGUCACGAGCAUUAGAAAUCUGUCUGAACUCCCAGCUCCUCCUGGUCAAUAUAUGCUCCUGGCUCUAUUAUCUUCCCUUUGGACCAUUUAAGGAAUUAAGACAAAUUGAAAAGGAUAUUACCACUUUCCUUAAAAAAAUCAUCAAAGACCAUAAAGAGUCUCUGAACGUAGAGAACCCUCAGGACUUCAUAGACAUGUACCUUCUCCAAGUGGAGGAGGAGAGAAAAAAUAAUAGCAAUAGUAGCUUUAAUGAGGAUUACUUAUUUUAUAUCAUUGGUGAUCUCUUCAUUGCUGGGACUGAUACCACAACUAACUCCUUGCUUUGGUGCCUUCUGUAUAUGUCACUGAACCCCGACAUACAAGAAAAAGUUCAGGAAGAAAUUGAAAGGGUCAUUGGUGCUGACAGAGUCCCUUCCCUCACUGACAAGGCGCAGAUGCCCUAUACAGAAGCCACCAUCAUGGAGGUACAGAGGCUGACUGUGGUGGUGCCACUUGCUAUUCCUCAUAUGACCUCGGAGAAAACAGUGCUCCAAGGAUAUACCAUUCCUAAAGGCACAGUGAUAUUACCCAACCUGUGGUCAGUACACAGAGACCCAGCCAUUUGGGAGAAACCAGAUGAUUUCUACCCUAAUCGAUUUCUGGAUGAUCAAGGACAACUUAUUAAAAAAGAAACAUUUAUUCCUUUUGGGAUAGGGAAGCGGGUGUGUAUGGGAGAACAGCUGGCAAAGAUGGAAUUAUUUCUGAUGUUCGUGAGCCUAAUGCAGAGUUUCACAUUUGCUUUACCGAAGGAUUCUAAGAAGCCCAUCCUGACUGGAAGAUAUGGUCUAACUUUAGCCCCACAUCCAUUUAAUAUAGUAAUUUCAAAGAGAUAAAGAACAAGUCCGAGAAGAGAAUGUAAAUACAUUUCCUUCCUAAACAGGUUCUUCCUUCCGCAUUGACAGCAGACCCAGUAAUGCAGUAGAUCCAGAUUAGGCUCAGAUGAGAGGGAGACUGGAAAGCGAGUAGAGCUUGCAUCUUGGAAGAUUCCUCAGAGGAUACUUCUGUCAUUUUAGUAAUGCAUGUCUGUGACUGGGGACCAAAGUGCUGGAUGGGAAGCGGGAGAUCUGGCUUUUAUCCCCAGUGGCUCCCACCAGUGAACAUUUCUUCUCAUCACUCAGUGCCUCAGUCAUUCCAUAAAAUGAGGUUAAGAAAUGUGCCUUCUUUCCAUCUCUCAGCACUAAGGAAGGUCAAAUGCCUCAUAUCUUUUCUGGUAUCACCAAAACACUUGUUAAGUACCGGAGAACAAAUUCAGAAGUAGUAGGAAGACCUGCCAGUUUAAGACCUGUGACAGCAUGAAAGUGGUAUUUGUACUUGAAUAUUUUGUCAGGGAAGGAUGUGGGUUUAAGUCAUGAUGAGUUAGAGCUUUUCUUGGCACAGAUCCUAUGUCUGUUUUGGGAGAUGGGAGGCUUGUUUUGUUACCAUUAUCUAUUCAUUUGUGAUUUCGUUUUUUCACAUUUUGUAGACAUGGACUCAAGUGCCCUUGUCUGGUAUGUACAGGAAAGGCUGUUGCUUGAAUUUUUAUGUCUACCUUCUGUUUCAACUACAGGAACAGUGAGCCUGGCUGAAGGAGUGGCUUCACGGCAGAGUUUCUUUCUGCUGGGUUGCUCACAGAGAUGUAGCUCUACCUUUUGACUUGAGCCCCGAAUAGUGAGGUUGGGAAUUCUGAUACUGAGAUUGAUCAGGGAAGGAUUCAAACUGUGAACCACUUGUCUGUGCUGCCACCACGUGAUCCCAUGGGCAUCUACUCUGUGUUUUCAGUACAGAUAGAUGAAGUACAGGCAAAUCUCUAGGUGCCUUGAGGAUUUUUGUCAAUUAAAAAAAAAAAAAAAACGAAUAAGCUAAGUGCCCAGGAAUUGUGAGUGAAU
Messenger RNA from Canis lupus familiaris (dog), 2601 nucleotides. It is a transcript of the gene CYP2U1, whose product is annotated as cytochrome P450 family 2 subfamily U member 1. Gene Ontology annotation, biological process: xenobiotic metabolic process. Lineage: Eukaryota; Metazoa; Chordata; Mammalia; Carnivora; Canidae. Bases 1 to 1569 code for a protein of 522 amino acids. Gene Ontology annotation, molecular function: iron ion binding; heme binding; oxidoreductase activity, acting on paired donors, with incorporation or reduction of molecular oxygen, reduced flavin or flavoprotein as one donor, and incorporation of one atom of oxygen. The transcript has 6 exons. Gene Ontology annotation, cellular component: cytoplasm; intracellular membrane-bounded organelle. The record is from RefSeq and is a predicted model, not a curated record.